AUGGCUGAACGCCGCUUAGUCUUCAACGUCUCCGAACUCAAGAAGGUAGCUGCGAAAGCACUAAACAGACCAGCUUCAGAUGUGCACGCGAUAAAGAAGAUCGCCGAAGGCGGUUUCAACCGCAUACUCGAAUUAACGAUGAAUGACAGCUCGUCGGUACUCGUCCGUCUUCCAUACCCAUCUACCUUACCACGACGCCUGGCAGUAGCGAGUGAAGUCGCAACGCUGGACUUCCUCCGCACCAAGGGCAUACCUGUACCUCGGGUUCUGAGCUACUCGACUGGUGAAAACGCUGUCGGUGUAGAAUAUAUGCUGAUGGAAAAACUACCAGGAAAGCCUCUUAGUGAUAUCUGGUUCAGCUUAGCCGAAGAGGAAAGAUGUCAUAUUUUGCACAAAAUAGUCUUGAUGGAAACCAAGCUCUUCGCGAACAGGCUUCCCGCCUGUGGCAGUAUAUACUACUCCCAUGACCUGCCUCCGGGAAUGCCCCGCAUAGGUAUUCCUGGACCUAGCGACUUGUGCGUGGGGCCAUAUGCAUCUAUGCGAUGGUGGUACGGAGAACGUGCAGAACUGGAUAUCGACCGAGGCCCUCAUAUCGACACUCAGCUCGUUCUUCGAAGUCAUGCCGAGAAGGAGUUGGCGUGGAUCGGCAAACACGGACGGCCACGACACCCAUUCUAUCGCGAAUACGCUGAGUCAUUUGGAUACAAGAAGCAAGAUCCUCAAGGCCACAUACAUUCGCUAGGAGACUACAUACGCCUCGUGCCUCACCUUGUACCUAAAGAUGCGACAGUGCAUUCGCCCACCCUCCGACAUCCAGAUCUCUCUCCUAAUAACAUCCUUGUAUCUGACGAUCUUCAAAUCACCGGCUUCAUCGACUGGCAGCACUCCGAAGUCCUCCCUGCUUUCCUCGCCGCGGACAUACCAGCGGCAUUUGCAAACUACGCAGACGAAGAGUCUCGAAGCUUUACGGAGCCCAAACUACCGGAAAUUCUUUCUUCUAUGGCUGAAACUGAGCGUGCUGAGGCAGAAGAACUAUAUCGCCGACAACACAUACAUUUCUGGUACCUUGGCCUCACUCAGAUGCUGAACGAGCCUCAUUGGCAGGCUUGUACACACGACGGAACUUUCAUGACACGUCAGAUAUUUCACGAUGCCGGCGCUCCGUGGCAAGGUGACAAUGCUCAUCUCCAGAUCGGUAUCGCGGAUGUUGUGGAAGAAUGGCCAGUGUUUGCAUCUGCCGCCACAGACGGCACGGUUCCGCCAUGCCCCAUCAUCAUAUCCGAGGAAGAGAUGCAGAGAAGAGCAGAUAUGCGGAAGUCACUGCACGAAGGCAACAUGUUUAGGGAAGAAUUAUGCGAGAAAAUGGGUGUAUCCCAUAGCGGAUACACAUCGCACGAAGACUUUGACUUCGCGAAAGAAAAAGCAAGCAAGGCAAAGGAAUGCAUAGUGGACAACCUGAAAGACGAACCGGAGGAACUGGAUAGAGCCUUACUUACUUGGCCUUUUGAUGACUAUGACGAGAAUGAAUAA
Messenger RNA from Alternaria viburni, 1530 nucleotides. RefSeq lists its product as uncharacterized. The transcript has 2 exons. Bases 1 to 1530 code for a protein of 509 amino acids. Gene Ontology annotation, cellular component: mitochondrion. Lineage: Eukaryota; Fungi; Ascomycota; Dothideomycetes; Pleosporales; Pleosporaceae. The record is from RefSeq and is a predicted model, not a curated record.